Molecule: messenger RNA, 2817 nt
Organism: Synchytrium microbalum
Lineage: Eukaryota; Fungi; Chytridiomycota; Chytridiomycetes; Synchytriales; Synchytriaceae
Exons: 18
Coding region: 1-2817 (938 amino acids)
Biological process (GO): protein polyubiquitination
Molecular function (GO): ubiquitin protein ligase activity
Source: RefSeq, a predicted model, not a curated record
AUGCAAAAUACAGCAAGACCCAAUUAUGUCUUUUACCCAGGAGCUAUUCCAACUGGGUCUCCACGACCACAGCCGGCCUAUGCUAAUGGAGCCUCCACUUCCAGUCCAUAUCCCUCUCCUGUUGGCUUCCAAAAGCCAUCAACACCAACAAUACAUCGCUCUUAUCCGCCUCCUCAGUCCAAUACUCCACAGCAGAGACCAGAGCCUCCUCAAAGCAACAUGGUAAUUGACAAACCAGAUCAUGUUAUUGCCGUCUUGACGACUGGCACAUGUCAAUGCUGUGGCCAUUUACUACGCUUUCCUCAAACUAUACGUGCUUUUCGAUGUACCGUUUGUGAAACUGUAAACGAUCUGGAUCCAGUGCCUAUGCCUGGAGGAGGGGACAUUCAAGCUCAUCGUUUGUCGCUCGAACGAUUACGAGCAUUAAUCAAUGCCUCCCAGCACAAUCGACCUAGUGCAGAGCUGCUGGAAAAGACGAUAGCCGAUUCAUUCUCGUUACAUGCGUCCAUUAAUGAGAGCUUUUCAAGUAAUCAGCCGAUAUCAGAGACUGAUUGCGGAGUGAAUCUAGGAGAUGUGAGAAUAGCCUACAAGCUGUUGUUGACUAGCCCAGCUGCUGCGAAUGGUGCUUCUCGAAACACCUCAGUAGACUCCAUAACGCAGAGUAUGGAAAAGCUGAAUAUUACGAAUACCCGAAUGUCGUCUGUUUUAGUGCAAGCUACUGACAAGCUACUGAAACGACCUGGAAGGCGGCUGGUUGCUGCGGAAGAUGUGAAAUUUCUCCUCAUUCUCCUCGAGAAUCCUGUAUUAUUAACAAAAACUGUUUCUAAUGACCUCAUAAUUUAUCAUGAUAUCCUUGGCCGUAUAUUUGGCCUUAUGUCCUGUUUAUCCAACGACAUGCAUCAUUUUAUUGUAGCAUGGCUUGCUCAGUUACCUAUAGAUAUCUUCCAAAAGAGAGUUGACGUAGUCAACUUUUAUAUAUCCAGACGGUUGUCGAAUAAAGAGGGCAUGAGAGAUCAUUACCCUCAAGAUUGGGGUAUCAAAUCAGCUGCUCGUGUGAUGGCUCUGUUAUUCGCUGCAAAUCAAUCGAGGCCGUCUCCUAAGCUAGUGAUAUCGGACUUUUAUAAUACUGUGGUCGACUAUGUAGACCUCAUUCGUGACUUUAUGAGAUGGCAGGAAGAGCGCUCAGGAGCCUUUUCCUUUUGCCAAUAUCCAUUCUUGGUAUCUCUCGGUGGAAAGAUGACGAUUGUCGAAGCAGAUGCGAAAAGGCAGAUGCAAGAGAGGUUCAAGGAAGCUUUCUAUCGUACAGCUAUACACAACCAACCCACAGACCCAUUCUUCUCAAUACACGUCCGCCGAAACAACCUCAUAGCCGAUUCCCUCAACUCCCUAUCAGCACGAAACGUUGAUUUCAAAAAGAAACUUCGAAUUGAAUUCGUUGAUGAACAGGGUAUAGAUUUAGGAGGUCUGACCAAGGAAUGGUUUUUACUCUUGACGAGAGAUCUAUUCGAUCAGCAAUUCGGGAUGUUUGAUUUCGACGAGGAUUCGUAUUUGUGCUGGUUUAAUCAGGCUAGUAUGGAGAAUUCAGAAGAGUAUCGUCUUGUUGGGACUAUUAUUGGGUUGGCUAUAUAUAAUAACACCAUUCUGGACGUCCACUUCCCGAAUGCAUGUUAUAAGAAACUCUUCUCCCAACCAGUCGGACUAGACGACCUCAAAGUCCUACAUCCAGCCCUCGGUCGUGGUCUCCAAUCACUCCUAGACUAUGACGGUGAUGACGUCGAAGCGGUCUUCUGUCGAGACUUUGUAGCCGAAUAUACCGCAUACGGAGAUGUAGUCCGAGUACCACUCGUCCCGAAUGGUGAUUCUAUAGCCGUAACCAACGCAAACCGUGAAAAAUAUGUAGAAUUGAUGGUAGAUUUUUUGCUGAAUCGCAGUGUGCAGCGGCAAUUUGAUGCCUUCAAGGAAGGGUUUAUGAUGGUGUGUGGAGGGAAUGCGUUGAGUCUGUUCAGACCUGAGGAGAUUGAGAUGAUGGUUCGAGGUGGGACAGAGUUGGACAUUGAGAGUCUUGCGGGUGUUUGUGAAUAUGAAGGAUUCAGCCCAACAGAACCAACAAUGCGUAACUUUUGGGAUAUAGCCAAAAAGUUACCAACAGAUAUGAAGAGAAAGCUCCUUCUCUUCAUUACAGGAACCGACAGAAUCCCCGCCACAGGAAUCCAAAACAUGCCCUUCAAGAUAUCUUGUCUUGGAGACGACUCUGAAAAGCUACCUGUCUCGCAUACCUGUUUCAAUCAGUUGUGCUUGUAUCGAUACAAGACGAGGGAGAAGUUGGAAGCUAAGCUUAUGAAGGCUAUCACCUGGAGGAUGGGCUACCGCUCUCGAGUCCGCCAAACAUCACCAAAAGCCCUGUUUGUGACUAUUCAAGCCGCCAAUUUACAAGAUCUGUGUGAUGCAGUCAAGAUAGUCUCACUAGAUACCGCUGCUCAUGCCAUGAAAAUGGACCUAGCUUCCGAAUCCCGAGGGUCUGGAAUUGUUGAUCAAACCUUGAAACUGUAUGGACGUUUCGAUGUGUUUUUCGUAAAUGGAGGUAUUCUGGGUGAAAGCCAUCAGAUUUUAGAUGAGGUCAACGCACUAAGUCCCCUCUUGGGAUGCGAUCAUGGUGCUCGUGGCAUGCUAGUCACUUCCAAAGACAAACCGUCAUCACGAGGCAGUAUUAUCAUCACAAGUUCAAUUGCUGCUUUGGGAGGUGGAACUGCGUCAAUUGCUUAUGGUUCUUCUAAGGCUGCCGUUGUAAAUAUGGGGACUUCAAGCACGUCGCCGUAG